GGCAGCAGGGUAUUCAUUGCAAUGUCAUCUCCUCCACACCUUGGAGGUGCCCAGGCCAGCAUCCCGGGUAUGGAUGGUCAGCAAGGGGAGUCCACUGUAGCCUUUAGCCCUGAGCAGAUGGGAGGACUAAUGGGCUCGUCAGUGGAAGGGCUCGGAGGCCUGGAGGGAGUGGCGGCCCACCCAGGCUUCGAGGCAGCCGCUCUCGCUGCUUUCGCUCAACUGAACAAUCCAGCCCAAGGCUCAUCGCCCCUCCCUCCUGAAAUGCUGGAUGAGUCCCUGCAGGGUUCACUUUCGAAGAAGCGCGGAAGGCCGAAGGGUGCCAAAAAAGGGACCGGCAGGGGGCGCGAAAGCAAGGGUGUGGGGGCUGGCAAAAAGGCCUGUUCCGAAUGCGGCACCAUCAAUCCAUGUCGUCAAAUGCAGUGUACUGAAUGUGGCCAUGAAAUGACUCCUAAGGGAACUACGAAAAGAAGGCGUAAAGUGUCCGUGGCAUCUGUCAUAGGCGAUCUAUCAGUAAGCCCUCUGGCAGUUGUGCCUCCACUCGGGGAUUCGGUUACUACGCUAGCAGUGAGAGGGAAGGAGGCGCCUCCACCUGGCUACAGGGCCUGCGAUGCAUGCGGCGGCCUUCAACCAUCAGCUCGGAAGAUCUGCGCUAAUUGCGGAGCUCCCAUCAUACCCAAGUCCAUGACUUCCCGGUAUUGGACGGCCCUCAGGAGCGCGCGCCCCAAGCUUCCGGAGCCAUUCCCUCACCCUCCGGACAUUUUCCCUUCAUGGAACUCUGGCAGCGGUGCCUUUGAGGAUAUCACUACAGAGGAUAUCGCGAAUGCCGCCACCAAGGCGAUUGACAGUAGCGAACCUCUCGAGAUUGUAUUCGAGCACGUGCCUGAUCCCUCCGCCCCCGACACGGCGGAGGUUCGUCCAGGGGAGGCGAUGUGGGUUAGUGGUCAGGGAUGGAUCAUAAAUGCAGGCCGGUCGCAAGAAUUGAUGUCGUUGUCUCCAUCCUACAAGAGCAGGCCGAUGGUCGCGGCUCUGGCGUCUCGAACGGAAUCCAUUAUAGAAUUGUGGCCCUUGGAGAAGGAUAAGGUGCAGAAGGUCAGGCGGCUGAUCGUAGGUGGCGAUGUCGCAGACUUCCACUGGGUGGAGUUCAGUGCUACUUCGUCGAGGAUUGGUACGAAGAUUUUGAGUUGCUCCGUUCGCAGAGAAGUGACUAGGUAUCCUAUGCGUGUUGUUCUGUGA
Messenger RNA from Perkinsus marinus ATCC 50983, 1233 nucleotides. RefSeq lists its product as hypothetical. The transcript has 9 exons. The record is from RefSeq and is a predicted model, not a curated record. NCBI's taxonomy places the organism in Eukaryota, Perkinsozoa, Perkinsida, Perkinsidae. Bases 22 to 1233 code for a protein of 403 amino acids.